UCCCUAUGAUCCAUUCACCAAUGUCGAAGCAAACAUACAGAGUAUGUUUCUGUUUCCAGCGACGUUUCCGGAUCCCUCCGGCCGAACCUCCCAACGGGAUUAAGACCCUUUUCAAUCAGUAUUCCGAGAACAAUCUCAUGGACGCCAAUCACCUCCAACGUUUCCUCGUUGAGGUUCAGAAACAAGACAAAGCCACGAUCGCCGAUGCUGAAACAAUUAUUACGCAAAAUACCCCUUUUAUCUUCCACCGUAAGGGUUUCAAUCUCGAGGCCUUCUUCAGAUACCUCGUUAGCGCUACUAAUUCCGUUCUUUCUCCUUCUCAUUCGGCUUCCCAAGAUAUGACUGCUCCAUUGUCUCAUUAUUUUAUCUACACCGGCCACAACUCGUAUCUAACUGGGAAUCAACUAAGUAGUGACUGUAGCGAUGUUCCCAUCAUUCAAGCGUUGGAGAGAGGUGUAAGAGUCAUUGAGUUAGACAUAUGGCCUAAUUCGACAAAGGACGAUGUGCUUGUCCUUCAUGGAAGGACAUUGACCACUCCUGUCGAACUUCGCACAUGUUUAAUGUCUAUCAAGAAUCAUGCUUUCUCUGCAUCUGAGUACCCUGUUGUGGUUACUUUGGAAGACCACCUUACCACAGAUCUUCAGGCUAAAGUGGCAGAGAUGAUCCACCAAAUAUUCGAAGACAUGCUCUUUACUCCUGACAAAGAUUGUUUAGAGGAAUUCCCCUCACCAGAAUCUCUUAGAAAACGGGUCAUGAUAUCUACUAAGCCACCUAAAGAAUAUCUUAAAGGGGAGAAAUCUGCGAAAAAGGGAAAUGGAUCACAAGAGAAGGAUUCAUCUGUAGAAGCUUGGGGCGGUGAAAUUCCAAGCUCUGCUGAUGUAUACCUUAUUGAUGAUUCGGAUGAUUCGGAUGACGACGACGAUGAAGAUCUUCAAGCUGACAAUGUAGCUUCUGAAUACAAGAGUUUGAUUGCCAUCCAUGCUGGAAAGGGAAAGGGUGGUUUGGAUGAUUGGCUGAAAGUGGACCCUGAUAAAGUAAGACGUCUUAGCUUAAGUGAACAUGAGCUUGAGAAGGCAGCGAAAACUCAUGGGCCACAGAUUGUCAGAUUCACCCAGAGAAAUAUCUUGAGGGUUUAUCCUAAAGGAACACGAUUCAACUCGUCUAAUUAUAACCCACUAGUUGGAUGGAUGCAUGGUGCUCAGAUGGUGGCAUUCAAUAUGCAGGGGUAUGGAAGGUCACUGUGGUUGAUGCAAGGAAUGUUCAGGGCCAAUGGGGGAUGCGGGUAUGUUAAAAAACCACAACUCUUGUUGAAGGGUGGUGAUGAGAUUUUUGAUCCCAGAAUACAACUACCCGUCACAAUGACGUUGAAGAUAACUCUUUAUAUGGGUGAAGGAUGGUAUUAUGAUUUUGAACACACUCAUUUUGAUGCAUACUCUCCUCCAGAUUUCUAUGCAAGGAUUGGAAUUGCUGGAGUACUUGCUGAUUCUGUGAUUAAAAAAACAAAGAUGGUGGAGGAUAGUUGGAACCCUGCUUGGAACGAAGAAUUUGAGUUCUGUAUAACGGUUCCAGAACUGGCUUUGCUUCGGAUUGAAGUUCAUGAAUACGAUAUGUCAGAAAAGGAUGAUUUCGCAGGCCAAACAUGCUUACCGGUAAAGGAGCUAAGUAAAGGCAUUCGAUCUGUUCCAUUAUACAGUCAAAAGGGCGACAUUUACCCAUCGGUAAAGCUUCUAAUGUCGCUCAACACUCUUUAACUUUGCUUUCAAAAUACAAACCAAGGAUAUAGCAAAAACUCAAGUUUUGGUACGAAGGAGGAGACCGUCAUUGGUUGGCUUUCGACCAAUCA
Messenger RNA from Cynara cardunculus var. scolymus (artichoke), 1843 nucleotides. Its product is annotated as phosphoinositide phospholipase C 2-like. The record is from RefSeq and is a predicted model, not a curated record. NCBI's taxonomy places the organism in Eukaryota, Viridiplantae, Streptophyta, Magnoliopsida, Asterales, Asteraceae. The coding region runs from base 6 to 1751 and encodes 581 amino acids. The transcript is spliced from 9 exons. Gene Ontology annotation, molecular function: phosphatidylinositol-4,5-bisphosphate phospholipase C activity. Gene Ontology annotation, biological process: phosphatidylinositol-mediated signaling; lipid metabolic process.